AUGCGACAAAUACCUCUCUCUUCUGAACCUUUUCGUCUCCUCCUGCCUGCUGCUGCCAUGGGUCUCUUCAGUCUCGCAUGCUCAUGCCUUGGGGUUCUUCGUCUGCACAUCUUUAGCCUUUGCGCUGCAUGUGGCGUGGCUUUGCUGCUGCGUGGUCAUGGCUCGCCCUCUCCUCUGCCUCAACCUUUGCGCUGCUGCUUUGUGUCCCGUCACUUCCCCUCUCUCUACACACCCCCGGAACGCCAUCAGGACAAGCUGGUGGCGUUGAGACAAGCUGGUGGCGUUGAGUGGGGAGAGCGAGUAUGCAUCGUCACUGGCAUGGGGGAGGGUGGCAGUGAUAGUGGACGAGGGCCCCCACCUCAACCUCUUCUCCACGGCACCUCUUCCUUCCUCCGCUUCUCUCCUUCCCUCCCCCUCCACAUACCCCCGGAACGCCAUCAGGACAAGCUGGUGACGUUGAGUGGGGAGAGCGAGUAUGCAUCGUCGCUGGCAUCGGGGCGGGUGGCAGUGAUAGUGGAUGAGAAUCCGUACCUUGCUGUCUUCACAUCGCACUUCUGUGACGUCAUGCAGGCCCAACAGCCCUUCUCCUCCCUCAACCUCGCCUUUGCUUUCCAGAAGGGCAGUGCCCUGGGCCACGACAUCUCUAAUGCCAUUGGUGCGCUGCGCAUGACACAGGAGGUGGAGAAGCUUCAUGCCAAGUACUUCAGUUCUGAGAGCGUCUGCCCUCAGAAGACCACUGCGGUGCAGUUCGGUAUACAGCGGUUCGGAGGCCUGUACAUCAUCUACCUCGUCGUCUCUACAGCCUGCUGUAUCAUCUAUGUUGCGCUCCUCAUCUACCGCGGUUACCGCUACGUGCGGGAGAAGGGUGUUCAGUCACUAGUGGACAAGGUCAAGAGCUUUGGCAGGGAGCCGCCCGGCGGCAGCACUGAGGAAGGCGUUGACCUGGUUGACUCUGAAGACUCUCUUGGCUCUGACAAGGACCGCUUUGGCCCCCUGCCUGGUUCCCAAAUGAGCAGAGGGAGCACUGGGAGAGGAAGCAGAGGGAGCUUGGAAAGUGGAGAAUUACGGGAGAGCAUUGGUAGUGGGAGCAUGAGAGAGAACAAAAGAGGAAGUAUGACAGCAGGGUCCAGCAGCAGACCACCAAGAAUCCCACAGCCCGUCCUCUCCCGUGCAUCAGAGUCAUCCCUGGGCAGCAAGAGAAGGCGAGGAUCUCACGACGGGCAAGAAGAUGAGAGCGCUGCAGAUGGGUUGAGCAGAGAGAGGGCAGCACAUGCCAGUGGAACUUCUCACAGAGAGCCAGUAUCCUACAGAGAUGGGGUGGCUAUUAACGAGCAAGCAGGAGGGAAGGAGGCGGCUGGAGGAGAGGAGCAAGGCAGCAGGGACAAGGAGCAUCUCACACCCUCCCAUUUUGAUACUCACGCCUGCACCAGCCUUGCCACCAGCACUGCUAUCAGCCCGAGCAGAAGCAACCAUUCAAGCCUCGCCUCCCAGCCAAGCAGUGGCACCAACUCAAGCGCAGCCUCUCGGAUGUUGAAACUUCCCAGGCUGACUUCAAUCGUCCCCCGUCUGCCCUCUGCUGAAAACACUUUCCCCACAAACCGCUCUCUGCCCUCCUCUACGGUCCCCACGCGGCCGCCAUUUGAACUCCCCGCUCUGCCGCCCGCGUCCACUCUGCCGGCCUUUUCCAGCCUGCCGUCGCUGGGCUCCAUUGACUUGCCAAGAAUGGAGUCCUUUCACACCAAGGUGGACAGCCUUGUGGAUAAAUUUCACAAGGGCAAGGAAUGGAGCAGGGAGAGGCACCUGUCGGCCUACAACGCUCAACCACAGCAGAGCACCACAGCAUUUGAGUUCCGAUCGGCCUCUGCCUCUUCUGCUCACAGCCUUGCCUCACCUGCCUCUUCUGCUCACAGCCUUGCCUCACCUGCCUCUUCUGCUCACAGCCUUGCCUCACCUGCCUCUUCUGCUCACGGCUUUCCAUCACCUGCAUCUUCGAUCUCCUCUGAAAGCCCAUCAGGGCUGCAACGAAAGGCCGCUCUUUGUGGCACUGCUCGAUCGGACCAGGUGCAGCAUCCAGGAGACCAUCAAGUGCAGGAACAAGCACAAGCAACAUCCCACCUUCCUGCAAGUCCAGUCACCCCACACAGCAACUGCCUCCAAAACCCCCCGCUCAAGCUCACAUUCAUCCCUCUUCGGACCAUCCCAUGCCUCCAACAUCCAUCCCACCUACUCAAGGCCCAAUCGGCAACGCCCUGA
This is a messenger RNA of Closterium sp. NIES-65, 2253 nucleotides long. The record is from the annotation of a GenBank genome assembly. NCBI's taxonomy places the organism in Eukaryota, Viridiplantae, Streptophyta, Zygnematophyceae, Desmidiales, Closteriaceae.